Molecule: messenger RNA, 1842 nt
Organism: Colletotrichum abscissum
Lineage: Eukaryota; Fungi; Ascomycota; Sordariomycetes; Glomerellales; Glomerellaceae
Exons: 2
Coding region: 1-1842 (613 amino acids)
Source: RefSeq, a predicted model, not a curated record
AUGUCCAUUCUUCGACGCAAAGUGGCGAGAUUGGCUCCGCCAACAGUCUUGACCGAUAAGGUUAUCCCGGUCGACUACUGGGACCAUCACUCUCGCGAUGCUGUCCUCAACGUAAUGCUGCGCUUCGACCGCCAACUGGAUGCAGCCAAACUACGAAGAGCUCUGGAAAAAUUGCUUGACCGCCGGGAUGGCUGGCGCAGGCUGGGUGGGAGGGUGCGGCUAGGUCCUUCGAAUAAGCUGUAUUGGCAUGUGCCUGACACAUACACUGAGAAGCGGCCUGCAAUCACCUUUCAUCACAACCGUCACAACAACAUCAGUAUCAAGCAACAUCCAUUAGCAUCUCGACUUCGGAGCAGAGUUCCAUCAUCUUCUGGUGGCUCUCAUGACGCCUCUGUUCCUUGGAUGGUGGAGUCAGGCAAUGGCGUGGACUUCUCCCCCUUGAUGCGACACCCAAGUGAUCCUACUUGUUUCGAAGACUAUGUCUAUCACGAUAAACCGAUGAUAGGCCUACAAGUCACCACGUUCAACGACGCGACAUUGGUAUCAUUAGGCUUCUCUCAUAUCAUGUGGGACUGUAUGGGUCUUAAAGAUCUCUUUGACGCAUGGUCUCUCACUCUACAGGGACGCCAUGAAGAGGUCAUUCCGUUGAUUGGAACCGAUCCUCUUGGGUCUUUGGGUAUAUCACCUGAGCCAACUAAAAUGGUAACAAAGGACGAUGCAAGCAAAACAGCAGCUUCUACAUCCCCUUCCGAACAAUACCGGCACAUCGAUCGACAACUUGGAAUUGUUCAACUCGUUACGCUCGGUCUUCGGCAAGCACUCGACAAGCUACUGAACAGAAACGCGGCUGAGGAGUUUAGGACGGUGUGUGUGCCCGCAGCAUAUGUCAGGUCUUUGCGCAAUGACGCGCUCCAAGCUCUCGACGCCGAGAAUGCUAGUUCGUCGGGACCUCAAGGGCCAGAGAAGGGUCAUAAGUCUCAGUUAACUCCAGCCACGUUUCUAAGUGAUGGUGAUAUUCUCUGUUCAUGGUGGACACGCAAAAUCAUUAGCUCACGCAUCCGCAAUCCCUCCAAGAGCCGCAAAACCAUCGCUAUACUAAACAUGAUGGGUUUACGUGGCAUUCUGGCACAAGCAGGACGAUUGCCCGAGAAAGGAGCAUUGGUUGGUAACGCAAUCUUGCCUAUUCCUGCCCUGCUACCCACGCGAGAUCUUGUCAGAAACGAUCAGCUGGGCUUUGGCCGCGUUGCAAAGGCCCUCAGAGAGGCGAUCGCGCAACUUAGCACUAGGCCGCAGGUUGAAGCUCUCUUGGCGCUGCAGCGGCGUGCACAUGGGGAUGAGGUUGUUGAGAACGCCAACAAAAAGUCGGGCAACGGCAAAGCCGGACUGCCUGCUCUCUUCGGCGAUGCGGGCAUGCACAUGGUUGUGUGUACCAACUGGACCAAGGCCGAGUUCUUCAAUGUUGACUUCUCGGCCGCGGCGGUUGACGAGAUUGGUUGUGACGGGCUCUUUGAGAACGAGCGUGCGCGCCUUCCUGAGGCUUCAUCCAACGAUACUGCCGCUAGCAGUGGCGUCGAAAUGAUGAGCGCUAUGGGUUGUGAUGGACUCUGGGAGGACGAACAUGCGUCACGUCCGUCUGUCGCUCCUCAAUCUGAUGCUCCUGCUUCUCGUGUGUUGGCAAAGCCGACUGGCGUUCACAUGCAUUUGAUAACGGCGGGUACUCCUGCGUUUCUAAUGAGUAUCUUUACCAUCUUGGGCCGCGAUGCCAAUGGAGACUACUGGAUUCAAGGAAUGCUACGGAAAAAGUAUUGGGCUAAGAUUGAGACCGCCCUCAGUCCGAAGUAA